Messenger RNA from Strongylus vulgaris, 390 nucleotides. Lineage: Eukaryota; Metazoa; Nematoda; Chromadorea; Rhabditida; Strongylidae. The record is from the annotation of a GenBank genome assembly.
AUGGUUGAAGCAGCAUUUCAACUUCGGAAUGUUCUUUGUGAGUACAGUCUCGCUUUACCCUCGGCUGUAGAUCGAUCUCUAUACCCUAAUGUACGACUCCAAGUACCCACUUUUCACAUUUUCGGAAUAACUCCAGAAGGGAAAAAAGCUUGUGUGCACGUUCAUGGAUUUCUUCCAUACAUGCUGCUACGGGUUGGAGGUAAUUUCACGCCGACAUUGGAGCAGCGAAUGCGGGAGAAGAUAAAUCGGCUGAUCCAAAGGGAGUUCGCUGCAAAACAGGAAAAAGCAGACAAGCAGAUUGCAGCCAACUACAACUAUGUCUACAAAAUCGAGCCGAUGCUGGCGAAGUUGGUGACAAUUUUCUUUCCUAAUUUGAGCAAAUGCUAUUAG